UACAAGUAUCGCGAUUGCUUGCUUUGUCAGUUUAGGCUUUGUGGUUACGCGAAAACGAUUUAUUUUUGCUAAGUAUCGACAUUUUAAAUUAAUUUCAGCUUGUGCCGUAGAUCCAGAGAGUCUGUUGAGAUGAGUGCCAAUGGCAACGAUCUCACCGGUUGGGUGUACGUUGGAAACAUCAUGCAGCGAACGGAAGAAGAAGCAAUUCGUCGAAAAUUUCCAGGAGCAGAUACUUUGAUUGAGAGGUGUACAAACGCAAGUUACCACCCGAACAAAAUCGCUCUGCUGAAGUUUUCGACCCGCGAAGAUCAGCAGCAAGCAUGUUCGAAGGAUAUUGGUUUACUCUCGAAGAAGCGCAUCCUGGUCUUCGCGCUCGAAUGGAACUGGACUUUUAGCCCGAAAACAGCAGUUAUGGUCAAAAAUUUAGAUAAGCGUUUUGAAGAAAAUAUAUUAUACGAUUCAUUCCAAGUAUUCGGUGAAGUUGCCGUUGUCCUAAAACCUACCUUCAACUACGCGUACGUUGCUUUCAGCAGUCCUCAGUCAGCUCGUAAGGCGCUCGAGCAGAGACGAAUGAAAGAUACGAUUAUAGAAAUUUUUCCUCUGCAACGGGAUAUUCCAAUGGCUCAAGCUCUGCCUGAAGAACCGUUUCAGACUAUUAAAGAAAAAUGUCAGGCAUUCGGUUUGAAGUACGAUAGCUUAGUUGAAUCCCAAAGGCAACUACUAGUCACCAACAUUCCUCGUUACGCAGAUGAAGAUGAUGUGCUGCAAUAUCUCAAACAGUUCGGAACCAUCAAAGAGUGGAAAAUGUUCCCAUCUACCUAUUCGGUUCUUACUAACAAUGGAUUGGUUAUAUACGAAACCAGUGCGAUGUCCUGUGCGGCUUAUCUGCAUAGCAACCAUUUCUUCCAAGGUGUCGCACUGGAGAUCUACUAUACGAUUAUAACGUACAACGAAAUUGUUUCCACCCAAGCUGUGCUGCUUAAAAACACUAGCAUUUAUUUGACGAACGAAGAAAUUUACACGGCGUUUAGCUUGUGUGGCCCGAUCGCGUAUCUGCACCGGGCAGACACACGGCGGCGAACAAUUGUCCGGUUUCAGUCUGCCGAGGCCGCACAGCGGGCCCUAAACGUGGAAAGAAUUGCCGAAGAGGAUGUUUUCGUGUCGCUGUACACAGAGGAAAACUACAACGCAACCGGUGCUCUGACUGAUCUGCCUCUCAAACCGAGUGCACUUCGUAACGGCAAACAAGAACUGGUGGAAAUUCUAGCAGUGAUAGAAGCUCAAAGCCUAAUUGAAACGACACAAAGUUUUAGCUACUACAAUCCUCAACCGGAAAUUUACAAAAACGAAGUGCAAGUUAUGAAUUUUCCUAAUGAGGUAGCACUGGUUGAUUUCAGGAAGCAUUUCCUUUUCCACGGAUUAGUAGAGCACGUUCGAUACGCAAGUGUUCAUGGUUUUAGUCGACAAGUGGCAUAUCUGAGCUUCGCUACAGGCAUAGAGGCAAGACGAGCGUGUUCGAUGAACCAGACUAUGAUGUAUGGUCACAGGCUGGUGGUCUUUAUGGCAUGCGAGAGGCUACUGUUCAAUCCCGAGUUGACAGUGCUAGUGACUAAAUUGGAUGAUGCUGUGACAGAUGAAAUGAUUUACGACCGAAUGAAUCAACACUCGCCCGUAAAAUUUGUAAUUCGUUUGAGGGGUAAUCAGGCUGUUGUCACUUUUCACAAACAAUCGGAUCCGUUAGAUGAAAAGCUACAUUCGGCGAAACAUGAUUCGAUUGUCCAUUUGAUGGCUAAAUUGUACUCAUUACAGCAAGCCGCCACGGUAGACGAAUACCUAGAGACUCUAAUGCCGGUCACGAGCGCGGAGGACGAUGCAUUCGAAAGCACACUUCCUGAGCCGAACAAUGAGCUUGCUAAAGCUACUAGUUUCGAAGCACCAUUACGAACUGUCGAAACAGGAGUCUUUAGUGCCACAACAGAGGCUGCCAAAGCACCGAUUGUCGGUGCCCCUAUCCCAUCGCUCAUUUCAAACCAACGAUCCGUAGCGCCCCCACGAAACAAAGGCAAUCAACAGCCUAUACCCCCUUCAUCAUCUUGGGAAAGUGUGCCUUUCGCGAUGGCUUUUUCCAAUCCGUUGCUAGCACCUGCGACUAUUGUCCAGCAUACUCCGGGCAUACUUUUACCCAAUGUGAUGAUGUUUGCUCCACCGGAAAACACCAGCCAACAAGAGUUACCACCAAUAACCCCCGCGAUGCUUAUGCUGAUGCAAAAGGUGGAGACAUUGAUGCAGCACAUACCGACAUUCACCAACAUGCCGAUGACAGAACAGUUUCAUCUAAUUAAUAGUAUUGUUAAUUACAUCAUCACCAGGCCAAACUAUUUCGAAAUACCGCAGGAAGCCAGAUAUGCCGCCCUGCUGGCUGGCCAGCAUGGAUUCCGGUACGCGCACGUACUGUACCGGUUCACUCGUGCUCAUGCACUGCAGCUUCUCUCGUUGAUCGAAGCAGACUACGUUGAAACCGUCAACAAAGCAAUGGUACAAGCGGAACCGGCACCGGAAACGGUCCCACAACUGACUGAUAUGGAAAAAAUUGGUUUAGUAGCCGCCGUAAGUGAGCAAUUCCAGCAGAUACCGCGCCUGGUCGAAAUGAAUAUGACUGACAAAGUUAACUUUCUUCUGGGCGGUUUCAAUGGCUUCAAAUGUGCUGAAUUGUUUGCACGACUAACGCCCCCGCAGCAGAUAGAGCUGAUAGAAAACUUGCAACUAGACUAUACACCAACGGUAACAGAUCCACCUGAAACAACAGCUAACGCAGCGACAAGCACCCCCGCCGCGAUACAAGAAGUUAUGCCACUGACAAACAACCACAAACCACCACCACCAGAACCUGUACCUCCGGUUGCUCCUGUCAUAAAUCCUGCUCUACCUUUUUACUCCCAACCGUGUAAUAACUACCUGUACUCACAACCGCUCGAAAGGCAUUCUAAAGCGGAAGUUCUUGAGCCUCGGCCCUGUCGGGUGUCGCCGGAUUACAGACGGCCGCCUGUAUAUGACAGCAGAAUGGCGCCACGACCGCGAUACCCCGACCGCUAUAGACAACGUUCGCCAUCUAGGUCUUCCUCGGAUAGCGAGUAUGGGGAACCGUCUAGUCGCCAUCGGCGAACCCGACGCCGUUUUACUAGGUCUAGAUCGAGAUCUAGAUCAAGAUCCCGAUGUAGAGACAUCUCUAGGUCCCGAUCGAGAACUAGAUCGCCACCGCGCUGGAGUUCCUCAGAAAGUGAGACAGGUGAAUCAAGUAUUCGGAACACAAAAGAGCCGCAGCCAAUCGUUCUGGUCAGCCAUGUGGACGUACACGUAUCUAAGGAAAAACUAACCGAAAAACUCGCGCAAUUCGGUCAAGUUUUGUCCAUUAUACCGAGUCCUAGCAGAAAUGGCUGGCGGCGAAAAAUCAAGCGUGUCUAUGUUGAGUUCGAUACGUACAAUCAGGCUCUGCAAGCACUGGCCCUGCAUCUGACCCUCUUUCGGGGUCAUCUGCUACGGGUAAGGUUCGCCAAUCAAAGACGCCGUUCGGCGCAGCAGAUGUUAUACGCUGUGAAGGUAACAUAUCUAGAUCCCAGAACGGUAGAGCCUACGGUGCCACGUCAUGAGCUGCGAGUUUUGGAGCGAUUCCGGAAACAUGGCCCCAUCGUCGAUCUGUACUCGCGGGAUAUUCUAAAUUACAUGGUUGUCUUCAAGCAUAUCACCUCGGUUACUACCGCGCUGAAAGAGGACUACAUGAGACGGGAUGUGAAGUGUGUUGUUACGAGAAUGAGUAACGUUGAUUCGAAUUAAGCUCCAGAGGGGUUUAAAAAGAGAGAAAGAGACUUAUAAUUACUGUUGAUACUGUA
Molecule: messenger RNA, 3887 nt
Organism: Wyeomyia smithii (pitcher-plant mosquito)
Lineage: Eukaryota; Metazoa; Arthropoda; Insecta; Diptera; Culicidae
Exons: 8
Coding region: 130-3831 (1233 amino acids)
Cellular component (GO): ribonucleoprotein complex
Molecular function (GO): RNA binding
Source: RefSeq, a predicted model, not a curated record